This is a messenger RNA of Leptinotarsa decemlineata (Colorado potato beetle), 1099 nucleotides long. Its product is annotated as macrophage mannose receptor 1. Lineage: Eukaryota; Metazoa; Arthropoda; Insecta; Coleoptera; Chrysomelidae. The record is from RefSeq and is a predicted model, not a curated record.
AUGUGUGUGUGUGUUCAUUACCACUUCAGCUAAAAGAAUUCAAAUAUGUUGUUCUGGUUUCUAUUUUCUGUUUUACUAUUGAGGGAAACUCUUGGAGCCGACAUUGGUGGAUCGAUAUCGACCGGAAAUUUAUUUCUAGGAACUGAGAAAGUUACUCGUGAUGAAGCAGAAAAACUUUGUAAGAUGCAGUCGAUGGAACUUGUGAGCAUUCAGAAUCCUGAGAAAAAUAAAGCCAUAUUUGAAUUGUUGCAAAAUAAUGAUUUCAAUGAUGCUGUUUGGACAUCGGGAAAUAAACAUUCCGAUGGAUCAUUCUGGACCUGGUCCAAUGGGAGUAAUAUUACAUUUUUCAACUGGUAUCCUGGAGAACCAAAUUCGGCAAGAGGAGAUGAAAGUUGUUUGGAAGUUUUCAAAAAAAAUAACGAUGUUUUUUGGAACGAUCAACCAUGUGGCGAUAAGCGUGCCUAUAUUUGCGAGAAAACACAAAAUGAAUGUGCUGAUACAAUACUGGAGGGUGUUAGCGUCGAUGAUAAAAUUUGUUACAUAAGCACAUCACCAGAUUCGAAUUUGCCAACCAAGAAGUUUUAUCUCAGUACACAGACGGCCACGUAUGCAGAAGCAAAGAAGCUUUGUUCGGAUAUGUUCAUGGAACUAGCAGAACUGAGAUGUGAAUAUGAAAAUGAUGAUUUAUAUAAACUCAUGAGUGAAAAAGGUACACAACCCUAUUGGAUUGGAGGAAAAAGAAAAGCAGGUGAACAAUGGAAAUGGUCGAAUGAUGAACCAAUAACGUAUUUCAACUGGAGAAAAGGAGAACCAAAUGGUGCAAAAAAUUCGACAUAUUGUCUUGAAGUUAUCAUUUCUGGAAAAAAAUUGGUAUGGAAUGAUAAUUAUUGUUCUAGUAAACGCCAUUUUGUUUGCGAAAAGAAAGAUCCUGUUGUGAAAAUUAAUGUGACAGGAAAAUUGAUCGUAGGACCAGAACAAGUCUGCAACGAAGAAGGAAAUAACUGUGAAGUGAUUAUGAAUAUACAAAAAUGAAGUCAGUAUAUGUUAGUCAGUAUUGUUAUUAAAAAAAUAGGUAUCAUAAAAUAAAUACGAUAGUGAA